Molecule: messenger RNA, 3648 nt
Organism: Globicephala melas (long-finned pilot whale)
Lineage: Eukaryota; Metazoa; Chordata; Mammalia; Artiodactyla; Delphinidae
Gene: RPGR
Product: retinitis pigmentosa GTPase regulator
Molecular function (GO): ubiquitin protein ligase activity
Source: RefSeq, a predicted model, not a curated record
GGGUUCCAGGGGGAUUCCAGGGUCGGCUUCGGGGCUGAGGCGCUGCCUUAGGCCCCACCGAGUCUCCCCCAACCCCUUCCCGGCCCAGGCGCAGGCUCCCCUUAGCGUCUUUCGGCAUGAGGGAACCCGAGGAGGUGGUGCCCGAUUCGGGUGCUGUGUUUACGUUUGGGAAAACUAAAUUUGCUGAAAAUAAUCCCAGCAAAUUCUGGUUUAAAAAUGAUAUACCUAUAUAUCUUUCAUGUGGAGAUGAACAUACUGCUAUUAUUACAGGAAAUAAUAAGCUUUUCAUGUUUGGCAGUAACAACUGGGGUCAGUUAGGAUUAGGAUCAAAAUCGACUGUUAACAAGCCAACGUGUGUCAAAGCUUUAAAACUGGAAAAAAUGAAAUUUGCUGCCUGUGGAAGGAACCACACCCUAGUUUCAACAGAAGGAGGCAAAGUAUACGCCGCUGGAGGAAAUACUGAAGGGCAGCUGGGACUUGGUGAUACUGAAGAGAGAAACACUUUUCAUCUAAUUAGUUUUUUUACAUCCCAGCAUAAGAUUAAACAACUCUCUGCUGGGUCUAACACUUCAGCUGCGCUGACUGAGGAUGGAGAGCUUUUCAUGUGGGGUGACAAUUCUGAGGGGCAAAUUGGUUUACAAAAUAUAACUAGUAUAUGUGUCCCUCAUCAAGUGACCAUUGGAAAACCUAUCUCCUGGAUCUCUUGUGGAUAUUACCAUUCAGCUUUUGUAACAACGGAGGGAGAACUGUACACCUUUGGAGAACCUGAGUAUGGGAAGUUAGGUCUUCCCGAAAAGCUGCUGAUCAAUCACAAAGUGCCCCAGCUGGUGCCUGGAAUUCCUCAGAAGGUGAUCCAAGUAGCUUGUGGUGGAGGGCACACAGUUGCGCUCACAGAGAAGGCCGUGUACACCUUUGGGCUGGGACAGUUUGGUCAACUGGGUCUUGGCACUUUUAUUUUUGAAACUUCAGAACCCAAAGCCAUUGAGAAUAUUAAGGAUCAGAAAAUAAGUUAUGUUUGCUGUGGAGAAAACCACACAGCUUUGAUAACAGAUUUAGGCCUUAUGUAUACUUUUGGAGACAGUCGACAUGGAAAAUUAGGACUUGGACUGGAGAGUUUUGCCAAUCAGUUCGUUCCUACUUUGUGUUCUAAUUUUUUGAAGUUUAUAGUACAGUUGGUUGCUUGCGGUGGAUGUCACAUGCUAGUUUUUGCCACUCCACGACUUGAUGGGGCAGAAGACGUUGAGUUAGAUGAAAUAAAUGAUUGUUGCUUACCUUCAGCUACAUCUCUGCCCAUCAGUGAUCUGACUUCAGGAAACGUACUGCAGAGAUCUUUAUCAGCACGUGUGCGGCGAAGAGAGAGGGAGAAAUCCCCAGACUGUAUUCAAACGACAGGAACACUACCUCCAAUUGCAGGGACUCUCAUACCACCUGUUUGUUUUCCACCUCGUUCAGUUCCUUUCUGUAUGUCUACAACUAAUCUGCUAGAGAAGAGGAUGCCUGAUAAAGAGGGCCCUAUGCUGCCAAUGGAACCAGAUUAUUUUCAACGUAAAAUAACCAAAGGGAAAGAGACAGACAAUUUUUCAGCAGAGGAUUCAGAAAGCCUUGGAGAAACUACUGAUGUCUUAAAUAUGACACAUAUGAUGAGCCUGAAUUCCAAUGAAAAAUCAUUAAAAUUAUCACCAGUUCAAAAACAAAAGAAACAAGAAACAAUUGAGAAACUGAAGCAGCAUACAGCUCAUACUGAAAAUGGCGGUAGUAAUGAAUAUGAAAGUGAAGAGAUGUCCAAAAAGAUGAAAGAAGGGAAAGCAUAUAAACAACUUUUGGCAAAAGGAAUGUACAUGAUGCAAGCAGCUGUGACUAUGGAAGCAUUUUCAGAUGAGGACGUAGGUAACAACUCAGGCCAGCAAAGGCCUCAGGCCAACACCAGUGCAGAGAGUUUGCAAAAAGGGAUAUUUAGACAUGAAAAUAAGCAUGGCGUCUAUCCACUUAAGAGUAAGGAAAUAGAAAAGGAAAGUGAUGAAGGACAAAGUCAGAAGGAUUCAGAAGUGGAAAAAAUAGUCUCUGAGAAGGAAACUGGUCUGGUGAAAAUGACAGGUCUGAAUGAUAUAAGAAAAAGUGAAGAGAAUAGAAAAAAUAUUGAUACAUUCCUUGACGACUUACCAAAUAGAGACAUGAAUAUUGAGGAUGAAGAAAAUAAAAACUUUGUUAAGGAAAGUAAAAGUAACAAGCGAGAUAUGAUCUUUGACAGUGAAAGAGAAUCUAUGGAGGAGCCAGACAGUAACUUGGAAGGUGAUAGUGAAAGUCAGCAGGGUACAGCUGAUGGAUUCAAGCAGCCUGAGUCAAUAGAAUUUAGCAGUGGAGAGAAAAAGGAUGAAGUGGAAACUGACCAAAACUUGCGGUAUAGCAGAAAAUUUAUUGAACAAGGACAUGAGGAAGAGAUCGAACACAGAAUGUCCAAAUACAUGGCAAAAUAUGGUUUUAAGGGUGACCACAUAUCAGACACCCCAGAGGAGCAGGAAGGAGAAGAUGAUUCAGAAGGAAGUGGAAUAGAGGAGCAAGAGAUAGAUAUAAAUGAGGAGGUGCCUGGAGAAAAAGAGGAAGAGGAAGCAAAGUUCCUGUCAGAUGACCUUACAGACAGAGCAGAGGAUCACGAAUUUUCAGAAGAUGAUGAGCCAGAAGACGUGCAUGAGGAAAUUAAGGAAUAUCUAGAAGGCGAGAAGAAAGCUACAGGAGAAAAUAAAAGUGUUCCUGCAGACGACCACAGUGAAACCAACAACUCAGUUAAAAAGGACACAAAAGCCAACCGAGAGGAACAGGCCAUUCAUGAAUACAGUGAAAAUCCAAAAGGAAAUAUGCAUGAUCGUGCAAAGAGCAAUUCUUCAGAGAUCCUGGAAGAUAGUAAAUCAACAAAAAAAUCAAAGAAGAUUUCCCUCUUUAAAAGGAUGUCAUUGACGAGCCAGAAAAGUAGAAAGCAGAAUAAUAAUGAGCCACUCCCAGAGAUAAAAUCAAUAGGAGAUAAAAUAGCUUUUAAAAAGAAUAAGAAAGAUGCCAACAAGAAGCACAUGGGGCAAAAUCAUCAGGAUACCUCACCCCCAAAUAUGGAGAGAAGGUCAAAAUCUUGCAUAAUACUGUGAAUAUAUGUUUAUGUUUUCAUGGUCACCAUGCCCAUUGUAAUUUAUACUUGAAAAACAUUUGAGCUCUGACGGAAAGUUUCUAAUAACAAACUUUUAAAGAUAUAACUUAAGAACGUGUUUUAUUUGGUUUGAAUAGUAUGACCAGUUUUGAUAUUUAUUUAAAUGCUGAUAUUUUUGACAAGCAAUUUCAGAAUAUGUGUAUCUCAGACUCUCCUUCAAGCGUUGUGGCCUUAACUGUUCAGUGUUGCAAUAUAAAAUAUAUUUUUAUAUGUGAAACUUAAAUUAAGAUAUUUCAUAGUUUUUACCAAAUUUUACUGCUUUAUAAUUUCAUAAGGCAAUAUUUGCAAUCUCAUGACACUAACAGUUUUUAAUGUAUUUGCAAUUUUCAAAAACGGAGUCAAAAUUGUUUUUAAUGAACAUAUUUUAAUAAACUAUAGCUGGUCGGUUCCACUGUUUAAAUGGGUGAAUAUGAAUAAAAUUUGGAGGUACUUGGAGUUAUCAGUUGACAAAACAG